Malus domestica (apple) is the source of this 1371-nucleotide messenger RNA. The record is from RefSeq and is a predicted model, not a curated record. NCBI's taxonomy places the organism in Eukaryota, Viridiplantae, Streptophyta, Magnoliopsida, Rosales, Rosaceae.
UGACACAUAAUUAAUAAAUCUGACUAUUUUCUGACUCAACGUUUUUGUUGGCUUCUUUCCACGUGACCAUCACCUCUCAACACUCAAUAGUCAUAUCACCACCGUCCUCCUCUUCCUCUUUUCCAAAUUGCCCGCCGUACGAAAACACCGUGAGCUCAGCUGCACGGAACAAACAACACACGCAUUUCAACAAACGCGUCCUAGGCACACCAUUCCUCCCCUCCUCCUCUUCCUCCAUGCCAAAUCCAACUCGUCGGUCCCCAUUUCCUCUUUCCCAACAUGCCCUCCAACUUCCUUACUAAUUCCACGUCCACCCCAACACCCGACCCCUCCGAUUCCGCCUCCUCAUCCUCCGACGCUCAGUCCGCCGCAGCGUCCCCAAAGACGACACCCGCAGAGAUGUGGAGCUACCUCUGGAUUCCUUUCCUAAUUUCCCUGUCCAAGGAGCUGAGCUUGGCCAAAGCCCAGUCUACGAUUGUCUUACCAAGUCAACUCGGAACAUCCGACUCGUCCUCGACCAAAUGUGCGGCGCCCGACCCCAAGCUCAAUUACCGGCCCGUGAUCGGCAUCCUGAGCCACCCCGGAGACGGCGCCUCCGGCCGGCUCAGCAACGCCUCCACGGCGUCGUAUAUCGCAGCUUCAUAUGUCAAGUUCGUCGAAUCGGCUGGGGCUCGUGUUAUUCCUCUCAUCUAUAACGAGCCGCGUGAUAUUCUUUUCCAGAAGCUCGAUCUCGUUAAUGGCGUGCUUUUCACCGGAGGAUGGGCUAAACGUGGGUUGUACUAUGAUGUUGUUGAGAGAAUAUUUCAGAAAAUUAUAGAGAAGAAUGACGCUGGAGAUCAUUUCCCAUUAUACGCCAUCUGCUUAGGUUUUGAACUUCUAACAAUGAUCAUCAGCAAGAACAAGAAAAUUCUUGAGUCAUUCAGUGCAGUAGAUGUGGCGUCAACUUUACAAUUUACCGAGAACACCAUUAUUGAAGGAACCGUAUUUCAAAGAUUUCCUCCAGACUUGCUUAGGAAGUUGAGUACAGAUUGUCUUGUAAUGCAAAACCAUAAAUAUGGUAUUUCACCAGAGAGGCUUAUCGAGAACGAGAAUCUGUCAAGUUUUUUUAAGAUCUUGACAACUUGUACUGAUGAAGAUAAUAAGGUCUAUGUGUCCACAGCACACGCAUACAACUAUCCUGUGACCGCCUUCCAAUGGCAUCCAGAGAAAAAUGCUUUUGAAUGGGGAUUACCAAUGAUUCCGCACUCAGAGGAUGCUAUUCAAGUGACCCAGCACGUCGCAAACUUCUUGGUCAGCGAGGCAAGGAAGUCAUUAAACAGACCACCUGUUGGGCAAGUCCUUGACAAUCUCAUCUACAAUUACAGUCCGACU